GUUUCGCGCGUUUAUCUUUUUCUUCUUAUUUCGCGCAUUAAGUUGGGUUUUGGUUUUAUUUUCUUGUUUGCUACGACAAUACGACUUGUGCAUUUUGAAAAGGAAAUAAAAAAUAAAUAAAAAUAAAAAAAGGAAAUAAAAAAGUGUGAGAGUUUCGCUUUAUAUUAUAAUUAUCGUCAAAGUGUGUUUCUCAUCACAUCUUUCUUCUUACUCCUCAUUGUGGAUUAUUAUUUAUUGGAUUUACUUCUACACGAUCAUCGUCAUUGCCGUCAUCAUCCUCAACGAACCGGAUUGAUUAUGAAAGGAUCCAUCGACUUUGAGGAUUUUUAUCACUAAUUCGAGGAGAUCAACUUGUUUUAUAAUGCAGAGACAAAAUUGGAAAGGCUUGGAGGUGGAGGUUGCGCUGAUGCGUCCUAUAAGCACGGCCGGCUAAUAGCCCGCAGCCCAUCCCCGACACCCUGCAGCCACACCAGGUAAUUUGCAUCAAAGUUUUCGAGAUAAACCCCGGCACACCUAUGCAUUCGUCAGGCUUCAUAGAUUAGCAGUUGGCGUGACAUGGAUGUGAGCUUCACGAACGUGUUGGAGGGGGCUCGUCAGUACUUCCAGGGACUGCCUCUACCCAGUACAGGCGCAAUACCGUUGGAGGAUCAAAAUCAUCCAACCUCGUCGACGAAUUCGGCAUCGUCGGCAUCCACGUCACACGAUCAUGGCGUGGGUUCCUCAUCGGUGGCUCAGCCACCACCACCGCCGUCCUCCUCGUCGACGUCGUCGGUGGUUAAUCAAGAAACAACACGUUACUCAAGUGACGUCGGUCAGUCCUCGUCUACCGAAAACGGAAGCUCGAGUUCCGGUACGUUUUGGAAUCCAUCGAUGGAACCGUAUCCACCGCAACCAACUAGGGUGGAGGUACCGGAUACCAGGCCCGGUGACGAAAGUUCCGAACCGAGUUCCUCCUCUCCUGGUACUGUAGUAACACUAACCGAGAUGCAACCCUCCUCCAGUCAUCGAUCCUCAGCGACAUCCAACUUUCAACAACAAAACCAAUCGUCCGUAUCUUCCGCGUCCACCGAUCAACAACAACACUCGUCCCAUCAGACGACAGCUACGACUACCUCGAGUUCACCUAGAUUACAUCAAUUGCAACCACCUAAAAAAGAUAUCUCUCCUGAACCUGUUUAUCAACAACUCAAUAGUAUCAGUAGGACGUCAUUUGCCACCGUGGAGAUUUUAGCGACAUCUCAUUCGACGUCGUCCCAUCCGAACUAUCAAUCCGCAAAUGACCGACAGUCUUCGCAAAGUGGAACGACCAUCGUCGCGCAAAGAACACAAUAUUAUCCAAGAUAUCAUCAUCCGGAUAUUACGAAGAGUGCACCGGCACCAUUCUCGCAAAAUUCCGUCUAUCAAUCUGCCAAUGUGGCGGUUACUACGGCUGGAAGCGUUCAACAACCGGCUACAAGGCCUACGCCGGUCGAACAGAAUAGUGUGUUGGUUCAUGGACAAGAUCAACAACGAGUGCCGAACCCUUCUUAUGGAUCUAGCGUACAAACUCCGCCGAGUGGAUCGACCGGUGGUGGUUACGUAUCGCCUCAAAAUUAUCGCGUAAGUGGGCAACUUCAGCAAACUCGGCCCGUUAAUCCGACGAUCGACGAACGAAUCAGGCCACCUCAAUAUGGUAUCGAAGGAACGAGUGCGCCUUCGUCGUCAUCCUCUUCCUCCUCCUCCUCCUCGAACUCUAACAACUCCUCUGCUGGCAACCCUUGCACUUCGGGAAAUCCUCCUUGCAAUCCGCGUCACGGAUCCAGUCACAUUCCUCCAUCGCCUCAGAAUCUUCCGGCGCACAUUCCUUCUCCGCAUCUUCCCUCCGCAGCUUCCUCCGUUCAUGGACAACACUCUCAGCAGCAGCAACAACAACAACAGCAGCAACAACAACAACAACAACAACAACAACAACAACAACAACAACAACAACAACAACUACAACAACAGCAACAACAACAACAACAACAACAACAACAACAACAUCAACAUCAUCAACAACAACAACAACAACAACAGCAGCUGCAAGGCCAACAACACCAUACUAGGAUAAAUCCUUCCCCUCACUCAGCUAAUCCAAACGUCUACACUGCUCGUACGAUUCUCUCGCAAAGCGGACCGUCGCCAUCCUCAUCGUCGUCUUCAUCGUCCAACCAUCCGCAACAGAUGAUACCUCCUACAGGCUUAAGCGGUUAUCAUCCGAUAGCUUCACCUCACGAGCCACCUCGUCACGCCACCCCGUCACCCCACAGACAAUCUCCUCACGUAUCGACGCUUCAUAAUCCUCACGCCUCCUCUCCUCAUCCUACACCCUCCCCUCACGCAGCCUUCCAACCGCAUUCGCCGACUUACCCACCUCCUCCACCACCAGCCAGGUCUACGCCACACUCCUACAGUGUGUCGGCGACCUCUCAACACUAUCAGAAUGCCGGAUACAAUACUAGUCCUUACGCGACACCACCUCAGUCUUCGUACCAUUCCUUUCAAAAGAGUCCGCAGCAGCCGCUGCCGCAGUCGCAUGGGAGCUACUUCACUGUAUCAAAUAGAUCUCACAACCAGUCAUACGUCCAAACAACACCGAUGGGAGCACCACCUCAACCAAUUUGUUCCGGUGUAACGAAUAGCAACAGUGAUUUGAACUAUCAACAGAAUAAACCGGUAAUGUACAAUGGUGCCGACACGAAAAGAAAUCCGGCGGAAAUCGCUGGAAAUUACGCUUCUUAUCGAACAUCCUCGACGGGCGUGCAAAGAAACAAUAAUACGCACAAUCUGCCACCGAUCGUCACCUUGUCCUCUUAUCAUUCCAACAAGAGAGAAUCGGGUAGUAAAGUGCAAUCGAUCCAACGACGAGUGCAUUCUAUCGGUUCAACGAACAAAGUCCCAGUCGCAACACCACCUAGCUCGGUUAUGGUUCUUCCCCAGAGGAUUCCAGAUUAUCCUUCGGUUCCUGCGCCGUUGAAUCAUACGAUACCGGUUAAUGGGAGAACAACUAGCUCGGUUAACUCUACCUAUUCCGGUAGAUACCCUAACCAGCAAAAUUAUCCAGCUUACGCGACCACCAUCGCACCCAGUCAUCACGGCAGUAAUUCCUCUAGUAACACUUCGGUGACAUCCAUCGGUGCCACGGUCCGAUCUUCCGUUCCAGUUCCUCCGGUACACGCCUAUCAGUCUUCCGACACAACCGCCCACUUGGGAUCUUAUCAUCAUACUGUCAGAACUGCAGAGAGUUACCCGUACAAGGAACAACCUUAUCAAAAUUCUACGGCACCGAUAAUACCUGCAGUCCCAGGUACACCAUUACCAGCACCACCACUACCGCAGACUAAUGGUAUAAGGAGAAGAGAAUCUCCUCUCGAUCUUUCUGUAAAAACCGUAAAGACUUCUGCGGAUUCAACGGCGCAAGAUGAUCUCGAGGCUUCUUCCACGGAGAAGCAUACGACUAAUUUGAAUCUAACACCAUCGUCUUCGAUGUCAUCCCUGUCGUCGACGACGUCGACAAUGUCGAGGAGUAGCAGCAGCAAUGCAAGAAGUAUGGCUCCACCAGCUGUUCAAACUUUAGCACCACCACCCGUGGCUGCUUACUCUAAUUACGAUAGUAGAGUAUCGACUCGUGGCGUCAGGAAUUCGUCCAUUCCUUCCGUAUGUCCUCGAACGUCCACUCCACAAACAGUUUGCGCACCAAAGGUCGACUUCUUACCGGAUUUCAAUUCGACUCCACUUAGGCAGCAUCACGCUCCGCCACAUGAUAGUCCCAUUCGUAGAAAUAUGGGUCAACAACUUUACGGGCCACCACCACCACCGCCCCAAGCACCGUUGCCCUCGCAAUAUACGAACAAUACUACUCCACUGCCUCAUAUAUCAACGUUCCAGAAGAGUUCACUGCCCGCAACGCCGAUAUACGGCGGCAGCCCAGCACCACCGCCGCCGUCUUCGUCGUCUUAUCUACCGGCCAAUGAUUCCUCGAGAUCUUCGUCUAGAUAUUCCGUGGCGGAUCCUCCAAAAAUGGGAUCGACUACCUUGCCUCCCAUGGGAGAGCAUCCUUCCGACUCUAUCAAGUAUUAUUUAGACUCGAGAAACAAAUUCAGUUCGCUGGUGCAGAAAGAUCAUCGUUCUACCACUAAAAGAUCCGGUGAAACUGUUUACCCUGGAACUGCACCGAAUAAGCAGCCUAGAUUGGAUACUUGGAGAAUAGCUAUCGAUAAACAAAUCGAACAAAAACUCUCGACAGUUAAGCCGCCCCAUGAGCAACAAAAAAGGCAAGAGGUGAAUUUGCCUGUUACCAUGCCUAAUGGUACUAUGAUAGCACCUAAUACUUACAAUCAACAGAGAGUAGACAAUUUUUUCAUGUCAGAGACGCCUUUGAGGUAUCAACAAGUUUACUGUGAUAAAAGGAAUUACUCAGAGCCGAAGAUGGCGCGUACCUCUCCUCCGUAUAAUCAUCAACCUAUCUCGAAAACAUCGAACGUGCACGCGUUACCGCAGCAAGUCAAUAGUCAGACUUCUUACUCAAAUUAUAGACAAAAUCAAAGAACCGCUUGUCCUCCGAUUAGUGCGAUGGCUUCACCUCCGGUCGAUCAGCCGAGUAACACGGGUGCGGAUAAACGUGUUUUGAGUUUACUAAGAAAUAGUCUUGAAAAUAAACAACAAAGGGAAGAACAAUUGAACAAUCUACAACCUAUUUUGGUGAAUCACAAUCAACAAAGCUUUCAGAAUAAGGUCGUCGCCCCUGUGGAGCCUAAAACGAAUAUAGGUAGACACAAUCUAUCACCGUUUACAGCGGCUAGUUUGUUGGAACGAAAUAGCAACACACCGCCGCAUUACAAGUUCCAUGUGCCGCGGGCCGUAGAUUCGAUCACUCAAGAGGCCCCCCGUAGUAUGUACGCUUCGCGAGUAAAUUCAUCCGCCACGCUACCUGGCAAGGAAGCUCUCUUGGGACCUCGGGGAGCCGAGAAUCAAAUUCACCGUGACAAGGAUGACGGGCUUGCGGCCAUAUUGGCCGCUAAAAUCAGGACGAAAGCGGAACUCAAACAGGUCGGCACCGAGCAGUUCUUGGCAAAACCCUUAGUUCCUUCGCAAGAUGUAUCUUCUACGCCAAAAGAACCCGAUAGCGCAGCAUCAACGUCAACUCCGCAAUCUGGUUCAUCCGCGGGAAGCCCUCCUAAAUUAACUCGUGAAAAAGCAGCUUGUCUUCCACCGAGAAGACGGUUGUUUUCGAAAACGGAAGAAGAGAAUAUGCCGGUCGCUGCGACAACAGUACCCGUGUCAACUCCAACGCCAGCAGUUGCCUCUACGGUACCACCACGUGCCAGUGGUUUUCGAAGUUCCUCCGAGACCUCGGUCUUUGACUUUAGAGAGAGCGAUUCUGAAGGUGAGAUGCCUGUGUUGGAGCGUCAAACCCUCGAGGAAAUGAGGAGUUACAGGAAGCAGUUGUCGAAGGUUCAACCACCUAUUCCUUUGAACGAUGCAGUGCAUAUGAAUAUUGCGUCGUCCAUAGAUCUCGUGAAAAUCGAACUUAAGGAAAACGACAAGAUCAACGAAGUGGAUCCAUUCUGGACGGUAACUUGUGACAAAUUUAUGGAACAAUUACGAGCCGGAGAUGCUGUGAAAAAACGUGGACGAAAAAGGAAACUCGAUGGACCCUCUUCGAAAAUAGAAGAUACUGGUAACGAUAGUAGCAAAGAAUCCGAUCUUAACAAUAGCGACUUAACUGCUGAUAUAAAGAUCAAAAUAGAAGACAUUAAAAAAGAGGUACAGGAUGUAGAAGCACUUGUCGUUGAGAAGAUCGACCCCGCGGAAAAUAACAAAGAUGAUGAGAAAAAGCCCAUUAUGAUGGAUAUACCACCAGUGAGUAAGGAAGAGAAGAAAGUUAUAGUUGAUUCAAAGGAAAAUGAAAGAAGACAGUCUGGAGAAGAUUCUGACGAAGUGCCAUUGAUCAAACGAGCAACGAAAAAGAAAUCGAAGAAGGAAGAUAGCGAUGGCGAGGAGGAAAUCAUUUGUAGGAAAAAGAGAGUACGACGUGGUAGUAGAAUCAAAUUAGCUUCAUCUAGUGGUAGUGAAUCGUCCAGCGAAGAAAGUGACGUUAGUACAGAAUACGGACAUGGUUCAACCGUUGCUGAUAGACUUCGAGCGAGAAAGAGAUCAGGUAAUAGCGGAGAAAACGAAGGCAUGAAGUUACGUUCGAGGGAUACAACACCUCAGAAGAAUAAAACAGAAAAAGAAACGAAAUCGUCUUCUUCCAAGGCCGUAUCUUCGUCUCGAAAAAUAAAACCUAAACCCUUGUUCGGUGAUGGUAGUGAUUUUAGACCAGGUUGGGAAGAAGAGGUGUAUGUUUAUAAAAAAUCUUUACGAAUGCCAACCAGACUAAUAACAGUCUCAAAACCUUCGAGAUUUCAUAGGUUAUCAACGUCCCUUCCUGAUUUGGAUCCUGGUUCACCAGCGUUAUCAGUGUCUAUGGAUAGUACUGACGUUUGUUUAGGUAGAAAGAGACUCGUUGAUAGUGACGUAGAAUCCGAAUAUAGUUACAGUAUUACUGGACUUGGUAGUAAGGUAGAUGACGAAGAAGCAACUUCCUCGACUACAAUAUCCUGUCCACCAAAAACAACGACGAAAAGUGGGAAAUUGGAAAACAAUUCUAUCGUAGAUGUACUUGCCCAAAGAGUUGGUACUGGUAAAAAGGAUUCGAAGAGAAAACAAAACAAGGACAAACAAGAGAAAGGAACAACGAAGAUCCUUCAAAAAAGUAACAACGAACCCGAACUCCUUCCAACGCCAAGUCUUAAUCCUCUUCUUGCGUCAGAAGCUCCGAAAAUACAGAAAGGCAAGUCGUCACUAGUUAAGAAUAAAUCUUUGAAACCGAUCAAAGUUUCGGAUUCCUUCCUUUUAGGAUAUUUCCGUAAAGAAACGGUUAAUAAUUUCCGCGAUACGUUCAAGAAUAAUCACGCGAUUCCGAACGAAUUUUCGACUUUCGUUUUGAACAGCAGAACGAGAACGGAAACGCGUGUUUUAAAAAAACAGACUACUAUCAGAGAAGUAUUCGGCGAAGAUAGGCCAGCUUCCGCUCCACCUAUGCAAAAUCAUGGUGACACUUCACAGGACGAUGAUUCACAAAACGAAACUGUAGAAAAUACGAUAGGAAAACCACGUACUUUGAAACAAAAGGUAGUGUCUCGAUUAAGAAACGCGGGAAUUUUAAGAAGUCACAAGGCAAUCGUCAAUUCGAAAAGACAUUUACUUAAAUCGAAGAGAAGAAAAGAUCUUUUUAAGUCUUUGACCGAAAAGAAGUUGAAGCGUGUUAAAAAGGAAACGGAAGUGGAAGUGGUGAAAGAAACGAACGAUAAUCAGGAAACUGAGAAUAACGAAAUAGAGGACGAAAAUAACGAGUCCGAGGUACCGAAUAACAAAAAGAAGUUAAAACUUCGAACCGGUAGGCGGAAAUUCCGUUCUGGAUUCGACUAUGUCAGAAAGAAAAAGAGACCAUUGAAAAAGGAUGACGCAGCACCUAAAGAACGAAAAAGACAGAUAUUGUCAAGACCAAGUCCGGAAUGUGUUGCGGACAUUCAAUCAGAGAUCAGGACGUGGGUCAUUAAAAAGGGUGUUGGAGAAACUAUUUUACAUCGUGCUGCUAGACUCGGUCACACGGAUGUGACAGCCUACUGUUUGGAGAAACUCAACAGUGCACCUAGUCCGAAAGACAACGCUGGGUAUACGCCACUUCACGAAGCAUGCUCGAGAGGUCACUUGCAAAUAGCUAAACUUUUGCUCGCUUACGGAGCGAAUGCAAGCGAAAGUGCAAACGGAGGAAUAAGACCACUUCACGAGGCUGCAGAAAGCGGUUCAACGGAGCUGGUGCGAUUACUUUUAUCAUACGGUGCGGAUCCUCUCCUAGCCACAUAUUCUGGACAAACACCAUUAAUGUUAGCAGUAGAAACUGAAGCUUAUACGAUCCUGGAACAACACUUGGACGACAUUCAAGGACGUACCAGUACGCCUUGGUCGUUCGGUGGACCUGCUUCGAUAUUUGAUCCCGAAGAAACUGGAUAUAACCCUUUAAGCGAUCCACCCAUGGACAGUCCAAAACCCGAGCUUGAGGAGAUAGAAAUGGAGGUGAGCGAUAUUAACCUACCAGUCCUGUUUUCUCUUGCCAACGAUUCGGACAAGUGGGUGCUCCUUCAAGAUUUAAUGGCAGCUCUCAGGAUAAAGAGUCGCGAUGCUCUCUUGCGUCAAGUUAAUCCUAAGGCCCAUACUGGACCACCUACUAUUGCUCAUCGUGACGUCAUGAGAGAAUUAAAACUUCCCGAUUUCUUAGAACAAUCACGAUGUUGUCAUUUGUUAAGUGGUGGAGAGAAGAUCAACGUGCGGGGAUCAAAGGUGACAUUGAUAAAGUACAACGAGAAGGUGAAGUCAUUGUUAAACGUCGAAAAGGUGCUAAUCAGUCUCAGGUGACAGGAACCACCACUGAGGGGAAGGGAAUCUCCUCAGGAAAAACCAUCCACAUCCUUUUCUUCUUCCUCAUCAUCAUCAUCGUCUUUGUCAUCUUCUUCUUCUUCUUCUUCUUCUUCUUCUUCUUCUUCUUUAUCCUUCUCUUCUACCUCCCAUUCCACCUCCUCCUUUCUCGCAAACAAAUAUAAUCCAACGAGAAAAAAUGAAAGCAAGACUUCCGACACAAAAGAGAUGAAAAAAAAUACCAACGGACGACCGAAGAUUCGUGGAUCUAAUUCCAAAGAAGCAACAACAGCACGUUCGUCGGAAGCACGUUGAAUACUAUUGAGCAGUACUCUAUUGACUCUAUUAAAUAAUAUUACAUGUGAUAUAUCGAUUUCAUAAGCCUCUUCUCUUUGAUCAAUCGAUAUUUGACGGGAGAGUGAGUAAUGCUGAAGGAACAACAAGAAAACAACACACCCAUUUGAGAUUAGAGUUAAUAUGGCGUGAAUAUUUUACGGAUAUACAUACAUAUAUUAUAUAUAUAUAACAAACAAGAUGACGAUUUGCAUAACGCGUUGCAAGAUCGAACUCUACAUAUUAUUAUAUAAGAUAUAUAGAAAUAAUAUAUGCGAUAUAAAACGUUUGAGAAAUGAUGAGCAGCAACAACAAAUUACGGCUACCUGUGACAUUGUAUUAGUAGUAUAUAUUUAUUGGGAUAUAUACGCGCGCGGGCGCGUUGCUGCGCGUAUAUGUCCAAAAUAGAACGAUCAUAUUUUAUUAACAGCCAGAUGAUGUUCGUGUAAAAAUGUUAGUCGAUUUUCGUAUAUCGGCUAAUUUACAUUGUGGUGGUCAUGUUAUUAUUAUUAUUAUUCUUUAUUUUAGGAACAAAAAUCAUUGUCGAUCGAUUUAAUUUUUUAAUUAAUUAACUAUAUUGUCCCCGUUGUGCUUAUACGAUUAGAAUUGAAUGUGUACUUAUAAUUAAAAGGAUGAGUGAAAGGAAAUGAAAA
Messenger RNA from Polistes dominula (European paper wasp), 9464 nucleotides. RefSeq lists its product as uncharacterized. Gene Ontology annotation, cellular component: nucleus. Lineage: Eukaryota; Metazoa; Arthropoda; Insecta; Hymenoptera; Vespidae. Gene Ontology annotation, molecular function: protein binding; transcription corepressor activity. The record is from RefSeq and is a predicted model, not a curated record. Gene Ontology annotation, biological process: negative regulation of transcription by RNA polymerase II.